AUGCCCAGACAACCUGCGGUGCCGUUCGUGCAGGUGGUUGCAGGCGACGUCGAGCGCUCCCCCACUGCGUCGUCGACGGCCGCCUCGGCUUCAACCCGACCGCAGCAGCCGUCGCACUCGCACUCGACUUCGACCUCGAGCGCAGCGACAGCAGCAAGCACCAGCAGUAGCAGCAGCAGCAGUAGCAGCAGCAGCAGCAUCCCCAACAUCAGCAACAGCACCAACACCGGCAACACGCUCUCGCCUGCGGACGCAGCUCGGCCCUCCCUCGCCUCGCAGCCGUUGCGCCGCUCGAUCCUUGGCAAGCUCAACCUCAACCCGGCGAGCAAGCUCAAGAAGGCGAUCCCGGCACCUCGCAUCCCUUUCCGUGGCGCAGCACGUCGGCGUAAUCAGCUCUACGAGCCUCUCGAUGAUACGCCCUUGGGAUUGUUCGUCGUCAGAGUCCUCGCCGCAAGGGACAUUGUCGCCAAGGACAGGAAUGGCUUGUCGGACCCGUACCCGAGCUUGCGAUACAUGAACACGCGGGCAAGUCGGGUCCCCGAGAUCCAAUUCAGUAGGAAUAUUUUGUACUGACAGAGAACCUCUCAUGCGUGUAUCUUGACUCGUACAGGCCACCGGGCCGACCGUGCACAAGUCGCUGAACCCGAUCUGGGGCAAAGGAGGCGAUCACGUCCACAUCGAAGGCAUCGGGCGCGAAGCCAAGCUCGAAACCGUGCUCUACGAAUGCAAAGCCCUCGCUCGUGAACGCGUUGAGAUCGUGCUGUGGGAUCGCGAUCGCGUUGGGCGAGAGUACCUCGGCGAAGUCAGCCUCGGUAUCGAAGAUUGGUGGGGCUCGCCGCAGGGCUGGUUCGGCGGUCGACCCCCCGUCGCAAUCGAGGAUGAGAACAACAAGGUGGGUGGAUGGUCUCCUAUCAGCGUAGAUCGUACAUUCCGAGCUGAAUUCUGGGUUGCACCAUACCAUCAGCCGGUCUGGCAUCCACUGCGCUCGAGUCGCUCUCGUUCACACGUCUCGGGGUCUGUGCUGAUCCAAGUCGGCUUCAUGCCGGCUCCGUCAUCGUCCCAAGUCGCCAAUGCCCUCCGAAUGGCCACGACGUCGACUGCGGCCUCAAACUUGGCCCGAAAUCUGACCACGGUCGAGCAAGAGCGGAUCUUGGACGUGUUGCAGCGCUGCAAGGAGGAUCGUGAUGCUGCGAGCAAGACCGAUCGGCUGCUCCUUGCCUCGCCGACGGAGGGUGUCGGUACACAAAUGAUCUGGGAUUCGGCUCCUCUGGGCAUGGUCCCCGCGAACCUACACCACCUCCUUGGUCCUACCGAGGGUGGUGAUGGCGAUCAGGGUGCCGCUUCCGACACCGAUACUGAUUCCACAAUGACCGAUGCCACCGAAGGAACCGACUUCACGGACGCCGAGUACGAGGAUGUCGACGCGGGAGUUGGCGACUCUUCCGAGGACGACGACCAACCGGUAUUUACUGCGAUCGAGGCCCCGACGGACUACUUUGGCAUGGGCGCCACAGCUGGUGCACCCCUCACCAAGGUGCGGUCGCCCGAGUCAACGCUCGCUGCCGCCCCCGAGAGCAGUUCCAGCGUUGGCAUGGACGAAGCCCCGACGCCGUCUUCGAGCAAAUCCGGGCCAUCCUCGUCGUCCGUUGGUGCAUCGGCCCCGUCGUCCCGACCGUCGAGCAGGCGUGGCUUGAGCUUGCCCGGCUUCAUCAAACGAAUCGAUUCAGCGAUCUCGCAGCGAGUCCAUCCCGACGGCCAUGAUUCGUCGACUGGGGGUCAAGGGGCCAGCGAUGCGACGACCGAUGCUGGCGAUUCUACGAGCGAGGCUGCGGUAAAAAAGCGUAAACAUUUUUCUCGUCGCAAGGCCAACACCAAAGACUCCAUCACAUCUUCGGGCACUAGCACGCCUGCACUCGUCGUUGCCGACGUGGACGGGCAUCCCGCUGUGGUUGCACCUGGAGCCAUCGGGGACAGCAAGACUCGGCAGGUACGACGUCUUCGCCGCCGCCGACGCGAUACCAGCGAGGCGGGCCAAGUCCAAGGAGCAGAGUUGAUAAAGAAGACUUCAGCGCUUGGUCGACGACGAACAAGGCGCGACUACACUUACGAGGAGAACGACGACAUUUUUGGUCUCGUCCAGGUCGAGGUCAAGGGCGCCAAGGAUCUGCCGCGCUACAAGAAUCUGAUCAAGUCGAGCUUCGAUAUGGAUCCUUUCGUGGUGUGUUCGUUCGGUCGCAAGGUGUUCCGCACGCGCGUCAUUCGUCACUCGCUCAACCCCGUGUGGGACGAACGACUGGCCUUCAACGUCCGCCAAACGGAGGUGCACUGGACAAUCGCGUUCAGCGUCUAUGACUGGGACAAGAUGAGCUCGAAUGACCAUGUUGGCGAUGUCGCUGUGCCCCUCGAGAACCUCUUGGGCUCUACGAUCCAGCCUGACGAAAACGGCCUAUUCCCUGCUCGGUCCGAUGGAAGGCUGGCCAACGAUGACUUCCGCGAGCACACGCUCAAGAUCGAGGGCUCGAAAGACCAUGGCGAGCGCGACUCCAAUACCGGUCACCCGACACUGCAGAUCCGAGCCAAGUUCACGCCGUACGCCGCGCUGCGUCAGCAGUUCUGGAGGCUAUACCUCAAGAACUUUGACUCGAACGAUUCGAACGCCUACUCUCACCUCGAGAUCACCUCGAUGCUGGACUCGCUCGGAUCGACUUUGACCAAAGACACAAUCGCGUCCUUUUUCACCCGAUUCGAUGUCGAUCUUGAUGGGGAGUUGUCGACGGAUCAAGUGGUGCUUUGCUUGGAACAAGAGAUGACUCGCCCUAAGGAGGAACGUAGGACGGUCGAGGAGGGUCCUGACUCGACCCCAAACACUCCUAGUUUGAGCCAUGGAUCAAGCAGUGCCAACCAACAAGCUGAAAUCUCGCUCGCGUCGACCAAGGCUCCUGUAGUCCAGUCGAGUGAUCCAUCCUCGGGCAUGCGGCCUGUAACGCCUGGAACCGAGAUUGUCACGAACAAGGAGCUUGGCACCACCGUCAGAGCAACCCAAGGUGGAGAGGGCCGUUUAGGUAUUUCGCGUCAAACCUCGACGGCAUCGUCCGAGAGCUCGAGCCCAGCCCCCGGCGGAGCUUCGACUCCGAUGUUGCGAAGCAACGAUUACGCGACCACAAAAGACCGAGCCGUCGAGAGGGUCAUCAACGUCCGUCAAUGCCCCUUGUGCCAUGCGCCUCGGAUGAACUCCAAGGCCGAACUCGACAUCAUCACCCAUUUGGGUAUCUGCUCCUCAACCGACCCUCGGUCCGUCAAUCGCAUCGUCGUGGCCGAGUACGUGACGGCUCAUCAAGCGCAACGCAAGUGGCUGUCCAAAGCGAUUGCUAGGGCAACCCGUGGGGCUUACAAAAUCGGCGCAGAUUCGGCUAAUAUCAUCGUGUUGGAUCGUCAAACGGGGAAUCUCAUCGAGGAGAAGAUCGCUAUCUACGUUAGUGCGGAGGUGGUUGGCUCGGUCUCUCUGCAGUCCGCAGCCACUAAACGUGCAAAUGCUCUUUUUCUCUAGGUGCGACUUGGGAUGAGGUUGGCUUACCGUGGUUUAGGUGCCGGCGGUGGCAUGGAAGGGGCCAGAAGUGAGUUGCGAGAACUCUUCAGUGCGGUUGGCGACUGACCUCGAGGCAUGUCUUCGGUCACAGUCGCUCGCCUGCUCGACUCCAUGUCCAAGAAGCAGGGCAUCAAGUACGACUCUCCAGCCUCCGUCCGAGACAUCCCUCCUUUCAUCGACUUUCACAACCUCAACCUCGACGAGGUACGAGAUCCCUUGUCGUCAUUCAAGACCUUCAACGAAUUCUUCUAUCGCAAGCUCAAGCCCGAGGCGCGCGCCGUCGCGGACCCGGACGACCCAACGACCCUUGUGUCUCCGGCCGAUGUGCGUUGUUAUUAGUCCCUCAGCUAAAAAGAAUUGCUACCCAUAAUACAUAAAGCUAAGACGCAAAACAAACUCCGCACAGUGCCGAGCCAUGUUUUUCCCCACAGUAAAAGCCGCCACCAAGAUCUGGAUCAAAGGGCGCGAGUUUUCCGUCGCUCGCUUGCUCGGUGAGCAACUUCAGCACAAGGCGCACGAGUUUGAAAAUGCCAGCUUGGCCAUCUUCCGACUCGCGCCUCAGGAUUACCAUCGAUAUCAUUCGUGAGUCGGGGGGGCUAAACCUUUGGAUAGAUCGCAGAUCGCGAGAGGGGUUUACUCAUCUGGAUUCGGCCAAUCGAUUCGCAGUCCUGUAGACGGUGUCAUGGGACCUCAACACCUCGUUCCGGGGAAACUCUUCACCGUGAACCCUAUGGCUAUUCGUUCGGCGAUCGAUGUCUAUGGCGAGAACAAACGCCUGGUCGGGACAGUCUUGUCGCGUAAGCUCAAUGUUCUGCUCGGUGAUUUGACAAUCGUCAGCGUCAAAGUGGCUGACUUUGAUGGCGAUGCACGUGCAGCGGUCUUUGGCGAGGUCGUGACGGUGUGGAUUGGAGCGAUGCUCGUCGGAUCGGUGAGAUCGGGAUGCACACUCCUGGAAGUUGCAUCACAAGUCCUAAUUCGAACUGUUUGGAUGCCGAAUAGAUCGCAAUGACCGCCACGGAAGGUCAGGAGGUGAAGCGAGGUGACGAGACGGGAUAGUAAGCUGCACCUCGAGCACCUUGAGACGUCGCGUGAAGGAGAACCGAGGAGGACUGACGAGAAGAAUUGGCGUUCGCUACAGCUUUGCCUUUGGUGGCAGCACGAUCGUGUGUCUCUUCAACAACGUGCAGUUCGAUGAAGAUCUUGUGGCCAACUCGAACAACUCGGUGAGUCCUUUCCAAUCCUACACGGCAAGAGGACAGGAGACUGAACCUGUGAUACUAAUCCUCGCUCAUAGAUCGAGACACUCGUCCGUAUGGGUAGUCGUAUCGGCAAGAAGGUCUGA
Molecule: messenger RNA, 4928 nt
Organism: Microbotryum saponariae
Lineage: Eukaryota; Fungi; Basidiomycota; Microbotryomycetes; Microbotryales; Microbotryaceae
Source: the annotation of a GenBank genome assembly